Aspergillus wentii DTO 134E9 is the source of this 984-nucleotide messenger RNA. RefSeq lists its product as uncharacterized. Lineage: Eukaryota; Fungi; Ascomycota; Eurotiomycetes; Eurotiales; Aspergillaceae. Bases 198 to 758 code for a protein of 186 amino acids. The record is from RefSeq and is a predicted model, not a curated record. The transcript is spliced from 2 exons.
UUCUGUUGUGUAAAAUCUAGAUUCUAAACAAAGAUCUCGCAAGCCAGAACCAGCAAAUAAGAAGAAGAAAAAACACAAAAAAAAAAAACUUUACCAACUUCCAUCUCAGCUAAUCCAGCCCGUGAAACCGUGUUGUGCGUCCAUGUUUCUUUGUUGCGUGAUGACGGCUAAACAUGGCGGUGUAACCGGUACCGUGUAUGGCCUCUGUAACAGCCCCGAUCGGACCGUACGGCACUGCAGCUUAUUUCCACCGAAUCUGGGCGAAAAUGCAAGCAGACCCAGCGGCAUCGGCGGUGUAUUGUAUUGUCACGAUACCGGCGCCGAGAAAAAUAAGGUGUUGCUGUCGUGGACUGUCGUCAGUUGGUGCCUUUUGCAGUCCCCUGUCACACCAUUUGACACCAUUGCUCGGCCCGGGCUGCAGUGAGGUCAUGAUUCAUGAGAGCUUGCAAGGUUUUUUUUGUCUUAUUGUUUUUUCUUUGCCCUAUAUGUCUCCUGAUUUAGAUACAUUGCGAAUAUUAUUCGGGAUUGUCGUUAUUUGGUGGUGGUGUGGUGUGGUGCUAAAUGGUGACUCAACGGCAUUGCCUCAGCCUUUUUGCACUACACAGGAAGAUGUACAAAGUAAGGAAUGUACGUGGAUUCAAAGCAGAGCAAUAGUACCAUCCACGAGCCCAAAUAGUACUGUACAAAUGUUCUCCUUGGAGCACUAUUACGGGGAGCUCUAUACAGCUCCGAAAGAAUGCAAACUAGGUACGGAGUAGGUAUGACUCGAUGCAAAAAUCUGCAGGGAAACCCACUUCUUUGCCUUAGUCCAGACCCCCAAGUCAUCAUUAGGUAUUCCUGCUUCUAGACUUGUGCCUUGUGGAGUUUGUCAAUCCCGAUUCCCGAAGCAGGGAGAGCAUUGGUGGACCCAUAUUUUCUCGGGUGAUGGCUUUUUUUUUUCUGGGUCCUGCUGGAUAAUAAUGGAAUUGCUGAGUCACACCACCG